GAUAUGGCAGCUUUGAGAGCGACCAGGUGGAACUUGCUUUGUUAACGCGGCUUUACGUUUUAUUAUAAAACCCUGAGUUAGAGUCGAUGUCAGGGCCGCUGCUCGAAAUGAUUUACUUAAUACUUAUUUCCGCAUUUUUUGGAGCAGUCGUUACGCUGAUAGUACAGUUCCUGUUGUUAUACCGGAGAAGCCCCGAGCCCAUAGGCAGGACAGUGCAGUAUGUCAAAGUAGUGCCUGGUAAUGCAUUGAAGGAUUACUUUAAUAGCCAUCAUGCCGAAGCAGGCCAGCAGCAGCAGGACAGCACGGCAUCUACUGCAUCUAAGCAGCAAGAGGCCGUCUCUACAAAACACCAGGAAGCGGCUGUCACCGGCGGGUUCCCCAAACAACAGCCGCCACCGCCUUCCCAAAGCGAGCCCAUUGAUUCGGACAAACCCGAAACGUGCAAUUUCCUAAACGCUAUAUUUUUGUUCCUGUUCAGGGAGCUCCGAGACACCCCCGUCGUCCGACACUGGCUCACCAAAAAGAUUAAGGUGGAGUUUGAGGAGCUGCUGCAGACCAAGACAGCUGGCCGGCUCCUGGAGGGACUCAGUCUAAAGGAUUUUUCUCUGGGUGAUUCGCUACCGGUUUUUAAAACCGCCAAACUUAUGAAGCCGGUGCAUUUGAACGAAGACGGGAUGCCAGAAGAGCUCAACUUCGAGGUGGACAUCGAAUACAAUGGCGGCUUCCACCUUGCCAUCGACGUCGAGCUGGUGUUCGGAAAGUCCGCUUACCUGUUCGUUAAGAUGAGGCGCGUGGUGGGCAGGCUGAGGCUGCAGUUCACGCGCAUGCCCUUCUCCCACUGGUCCUUCUCCUUCCUCGAGGACCCGCUGGUGGAUUUUGAGGUGAAGUCCCAGUUUGAAGGAAGGCCGUUGCCUCAGCUCACCUCCAUCAUAGUCAACCAGCUGAAACGCGUCAUCAAGAAGAAACACACUUUACCCAACUACAAAAUCAGAUACAAGCCCUUCUUCCCAUUCCAAGUGCAGCCUCUGCUGGGUUCAGCCUGUGAUUUGGAUCUGUCAGUCCAUGACAGCCGGCUGGUUGAAGGACGGCUUAAAGUCACCCUCAUUGAAUGUAGCAGACUGUUUGUCCUGGGCUCCUACGACAGAGAAAUCUAUGUUCACUGCACCCUGGAGCUGAGCAGCCAGCAGUGGAAGGAGAAGGCUCGCAGUUCCAUCAAAAAGACGGAGAUUAUCAAGGGGACAUGUACCAGUGUGGGGAUGACAUUCAGACAAGUCCCUGUCAGCGAGGGGGAUGCAGCACACGUUUGCAUCGAGACCGUUUCGCCCAACUCACCUGCAGCCUUGGCAGAGCUGCAGAAGGGUGAUCGCCUCAUUGAAAUUGGAGGUGUUAAAGUGACGUCCUCGGUUCAAGUGCCGAAACUGUUAAAGCAGGCUGGAGAAAAAGUGGUGGUACUUUAUGAGAGACCAGUUCGUCAUCAGAAUGCCUCUUUGGGAAGCCAGGGAACUCUGAAUGAAGGGUCUGGGCAGCCAGAAGAAAACAGUUUUACUCCCCAGCAAGCAGGUUAUGAGGAAGAUCCAGCCCCCAUCACCACCAUGUCUGACUUACCCGACGGCAAAGACAUAGACUCUGAGUUUGAAGAAUUGAUUGUGGAAUCCAAGCCUAGUCAGACUGGUGGCCCCAAUAGCAGUACCACAAAUAUCAGUGAAACCAAGGAGGAUUUCUUACUUACAGUAAAUCAGAGCCCCAAAAGGACUGUGGCCAACCUGGCUUCAAAGCCCCUUGGUACUAUAUCACCUAUACUCAACCGCAAGUUAAACCUGGUGAGUCUCCAGUCACCACUAAAGCCCCAACCCAAAGAGUCACCAAAGCCCUCACCACAAAAGACCAGUACUGAUCCAGGGGAGGGUCUGCAACGUCCUACUAUCCCUCCCCCACCUCCCCCUUCUCGCCCUCCAGUGCCACCAAGACCACAGAUAAGGUUGACGUCUGCAUCCUCAGAAACUAGCCUUUUGGAAAGCGUGGAUUCUGUUACAACUACUAAUGUUACUGCUGCUGCUGCUGCUGCUUCUUCCCUUACGAAGACAGUCAGUGCUUCUGAAAAGUCUCCAGAAAAAGUUCCGCGCACUGGACCUGGUGAGGACAAGGCUGUCGCUGAGAAGGUAUGUGUCAAACAAACUGAGGCAAAACAGUCCACCAAGCCAAUGGAAACAAGUGAGGAGGUGCUUGCAUCCACUGUGACCAGCAGCAGCAAGGCUGAUCAAACAAAGGACAAAGCAUCAGAGAGCUCCUCCAGCACGCGGGACAGUGUAGAGGACCACUCCCUCUGGGAAUCCACAGAAGCCACGUUUCGUAACCAGACAGCACAAUGGUCAAAAGCAUCUGUUGUAUUUGAGGUAGAGAGCAACCAUAAGUACCUUAAUGUAGCCUUGUGGUGCAAAGAUCCCUUUAAACUGGGCAGUUUGUUAUGCCUAGGUCAUGUGAGCCUCCAGCUGGAGCAUGUAGCUCUGGAAUGUAUGGCCACAUCUUCAGGAGAGUACCAAAGUACCUUCAAGUUGGGGCCUCCAGAGCCCAGAGCCAACGUCAGCCGCACUGCAUUACGCAGUCUUAGCACUCACAAGGGUUUCAAUGAGAAGCUGUGUUAUGGAGAUGUUACUCUAAACUUCUGUUACUUAGCUGAGGGUGAGCUAGAGUAUCCAGUUGGGCUGGUAGAAAGAGAACAAGAGGGGAGCCUCCGGGAGGAGGACCUGAGGGAGAGGGAGCCUAUCCCUGCUGCACCACGUGAGGACUUGGCCUACAGCACUGUGCAUUUGCAAGAGGUUCGUCACAACUUCCAGGACACGCAGUUUCAGAAUCCCACCUAUUGUGAAUACUGCAAGAAAAAGGUUUGGACCAAGGCAGCCUCUCAGUGUAUGCUCUGCGCCUAUGUUUGCCACAAGAAGUGCCAGGAGAAGUGCCUCGCUGAAAAUCCUUUUUGUGUGGCGACAGCUGAACGUCGUGGAGCUGACCUUGAAGCUAAAUCCACCAUAAACCGGGCUACCACCGGCCUAACUCGCCACAUUAUCAAUACCAGCUCCCGCCUGCUUAACCUUCGCCAGGUGCCCAAGGCUCGUCACGAACAGGUUACUGAUGCGCCCGGAGUGGUGGAACCCUCACCGAAGCAUACCCCUAACACAUCUGACAAUGAGAGCAGUGAUACUGAGACCUACACCAGUGGUGCCAGCCCCUCAAAGCAGCCCGCGGGCAGUGGCAGCAGUAAACUUGUACGAAAGGAAGGUGGACUGGAUGACAGCGUGUUCAUAGCUGUGAAGGAAAUAGGCCGUGACCUGUACCGGGGGCUGCCCACAGAUGAGCGCUCCCAGAAGUUAGAAUUGAUGCUGGACAAACUGCAGCAGGAAAUUGACCAGGAGCUGGAGCACAAUAACGCUCUCAUGGUGGAGGAGAGGGAGGCCACAGAUGCACGCCGCAAGGCCCUUAUCAGUACUGCCCUGGCCAAGUCUGGGGAGAGACUCCAGGCCCUCACUCUGCUAAUGAUUCACUACCGGGCAGGUAUUGAAGACUUGGAGUCGGUGGAGAGCACGUCUCCUUCAGAGCAGCCGGGCUUUAAAGGCAAAGAAGAAGGCCUGGAGGAAGAGGCCCUGUUGGGGACAGAGGUCUAUGACAGUGAUCCAUGCAGCAGCCCUGUGGAUAUGCCGCUGCUGGAUGACAUUAGUGAAGAGCAGAUCUGCGUGGAGGCACUCCACUAAAACAAGACUUGAGAAAGAAAAGAACAGAAUUUCAGCCGUACAUUUAGAAUAUGGGGGAAACCAAGUGUUUGAUGUUGGCAUUCUUGUUUGUUUUUUCAUGUCAAAAUGAAAGGAUGCUCUAAAGGAUAUUUCCUUUCCAGGAACAUUUGGUGAACCUGUUAUUGAUCUUUGAUUUCCACUGUGUGACACCUUUUCCAUGUUUUAGGUUUUUAAAGGGAAGCUUGACAGUUGCACCAUUAUCUGCCCUCAGCUGCACGUUCCUCCUCCGGUUUAGGUUUUCUGUGGCUUCAGAAUGUCACAGCGUGGAUUUAAUUCAGCUUUCUUGUCUGUAACUGGUUUCACAUAAAGAUUUUAGGAAAUGUUCAUCGUCAUUCUUUUGGUGAAUAAUUGGUAAAUAUUUGUUUGCUGUGAGUAACCAGCCCAAAUGAAGAUGACAUGAGCAAAUUUAUAUUUUGUUUGCUGAAGGAGUUAUCAUAUCUGUUUUUCUGUUAUAUUUGAAAUAAUGAGUUCACUUAUCACAAAGAGUUUUUGGAUUUCAGUGAUGAAUAUUGUUUGUUUCUGUAUUUUCCUCAGUGUUUUGGUUGGUUUGUAUUUCUUACACAAAUAGGGUUGAUUAGGCUAUGUAACCACCUUUUAAUUAUGGCUGUAAGAUGUAGUCAUCCCAUGUUAUCACUUUCAAUCAGUUGCUAAUCUCGUUAUUAAUAUUGUUAUCAAUAUAUAUUUUUUGAUUUGUCAUUUAUUGUUUAACAUCCCUGAAUUAUGUACAACUCUUUUAUGGCACAUUUUUGAGUGCAAUUUGAGAAAGGCACAAUUUUAUUGAUCUGUGAAUGAAUGUGACCCAGGAGCCCAUGUGAUCUAACUUUUUGAAUAUUGUUUUAGUAUGUGUUUGUGAAUUAUUUCCAUACAGAGCAAUUUAAUGCUGAA
Archocentrus centrarchus (flier cichlid) is the source of this 4667-nucleotide messenger RNA. RefSeq names its product PDZ domain containing 8 (gene pdzd8). Gene Ontology annotation, cellular component: mitochondria-associated endoplasmic reticulum membrane contact site. Lineage: Eukaryota; Metazoa; Chordata; Actinopteri; Cichliformes; Cichlidae. Gene Ontology annotation, biological process: mitochondrial calcium ion homeostasis. The coding region runs from base 87 to 3743 and encodes 1218 amino acids. Gene Ontology annotation, molecular function: protein binding; lipid binding. The transcript is spliced from 5 exons. The record is from RefSeq and is a predicted model, not a curated record.